ACCAAAACGAGAGAAGGAGAUAGGAGAGAGAGUUUGUGAGAUAAAUAGAGUGAGAGUAAUAUUAUAAUGAGUUAGUGUUAUUUCUUUUGAAGUUGUAGUAGUCUCUUGACACUACCAAAUUUUAAUAUUAUUGGGGUAUUAUAUUGUUCCGCUCGAGUAUUGUAUUUUAUCCCAUUAGAAGAUAUGGUAUAGUUACUCUUUUGUAUUAUUUACCGUGAAUAUUAUUCCCGAGCGAGAUGUUAUUUUUCCCAACAAUAUAUAUAUCUUGCAAGGACACAUGCAUGUAACUAAAAAGGAAGUUAAAGCUAAUUAAGUGCUAAGCUCAUACACUUAUAAUUAAACGGCCGUUUUCCAUAACUGGAAAUGGUAAUGGCGACAAUCAUCUCUGCAUCAAUUAUUAGCAAACCAAUUUUAAUUUGGACAUUACAGGUUCCAAAAUCCUGCAAUAUUUCUAAUGCUCAAGCUGCCCCUCUUAGACGAUCUGGAAAUUAUCAGCCUUCUAUUUGGGAGUAUACUCAAAUUCGAUCAUUGAAGAACCGAUAUUCGGGCGAGAAAUUUAUCAGACGACGCGAUGAGCUGAAGAUGGAAGUCAAGAUUAUGCUUAGUGAUCGUAACAUGAAGCCAUUGGAUCAGUUAGAGAUUAUCGAUAAUUUGCAAAGACUUGGAUUAUCCUAUAACUUUGAGGAUGAAAUAUACAGCAUUCUGAAUUACGUAUGUGACAAAAUUAGCAUAAGUAACGGAGAUUUGUAUGCUAAAGCUCUUUCAUUUAGGCUCUUGAGACAACACGGGUUUAACAUUUCACAAGAAAUAUUUGAUGGUCUUAGUGAAACUCACACUGAGGAUACAAAGGGAAUGCUAUAUUUGUACGAAGCUUCUUUUCUUGCAACAGAAGGUGAGAGUGAAUUGGAGCAAGCAAGAAAUUGGACUGAAAAACACUUGAGAGAAUAUUUGGAAAAUAAAAAUAAUGACCAAAAUGUGGCUGAAUUAGUGCACCAUGCUUUGGAACUUCCAUUGCAUUGGAGGAUGUUGAGAUUAGAGGCAAGGUGGUUCAUCAAUUUUUACAAGAAAAGACAAGACAUGAUUCCUUUAUUGCUUGAGCUGGCUAUCCUUGACUUCAACAUUGUUCAAGCAGCUCAUAUUCAAGACCUAAAAUAUGUGGCAAGGUGGUGGAAAGAAACAGGUUUAGCAGAGAAUCUGCCAUUUGCUAGGGAUAGAUUAGUGGAGAAUUUCUUUUGGACAAUUGGAGUAAAUUUCCUUCCUCAAUAUGGAUACUUCAGAAGAAUUUCCACAAAGGUAAAUGCUUUAAUAACCACAAUAGACGAUGUAUAUGAUGUUUUUGGUACUCUGGAUGAACUACAAUGCUUCACUCAUGCCAUUCAAAGAUGGAAUGCCGACGACCUCCCAGACAAUAUGAAGAUGUGUUAUUUUGCACUUGACAACUUUAUUAAUGAAGUGGCUUGUGAUGCUCUCAUUGUACCCUAUCUAAGAAAUGCGUGGACAGAUUUGUGCAAAUCUUACUUAAGAGAAGCAAAGUGGUACUUUAGCAAGUAUAUUCCAACCAUGGAAGAAUACAUGGACAAUGCCUGGAUUUCGAUAUCAGCUCCAGUUAUAUUAGUACAUGCCUAUUUCCUCAUUGCUAACCCUGUAAACAAGGAGGCUUUGCAUUACUUAAAGAAUUACCAUGACAUAAUUCGUUGGUCAGCCUUGAUUUUGCGGCUCGCGAAUGAUUUAGGAACAUCAUCGGAAGAGUUGAAAAGGGGUGAUGUACCCAAAUCAAUACAAUGUUACAUGAACGAAAAGAAAGUUUGUGAAGAAGAUGCUCGACAACAUAUUAAGCUUUUGAUUAGUGAGACGUGGAAGAAACUGAACGAAGCUCAUAAUGUAGCAGCACACCCCUUCCCUAAGAUGUUUGUUACGAGUGCUAUGAACCUAGCAAGAAUGGCACAAUGCAUGUACCAGCAUGGUGAUGGCCAUGGCGGCCAGAAUUCUGAGACUAAAAAUCGCAUCAUAGCAUUGCUCUUUGAAUCUAUUCCUCCAGCUCACCAACUAAAAGCCUUUUCUAAUAUUUGACUCAUUGCAAAUGAAGAUGUUUUUC
Nicotiana tabacum (common tobacco) is the source of this 2095-nucleotide messenger RNA. Its product is annotated as terpineol synthase, chloroplastic-like. Gene Ontology annotation, biological process: diterpenoid biosynthetic process. Gene Ontology annotation, molecular function: terpene synthase activity; magnesium ion binding. NCBI's taxonomy places the organism in Eukaryota, Viridiplantae, Streptophyta, Magnoliopsida, Solanales, Solanaceae. The record is from RefSeq and is a predicted model, not a curated record.